Molecule: messenger RNA, 507 nt
Organism: Magnusiomyces paraingens
Lineage: Eukaryota; Fungi; Ascomycota; Dipodascomycetes; Dipodascales; Dipodascaceae
Exons: 1
Coding region: 1-507 (168 amino acids)
Source: RefSeq, a predicted model, not a curated record
AUGAACUUUCUUAAACAAUCAUCAACCCAAAUCUCUCGCCUGACUCGUUCUUCUCCAACAAGACUCUCCUAUUACUCAAUCAACCCAAUCUUCUCUAGAAUGUCAUCCUCUUCUUCAGCUUCUUCUACCGCUACUUCUACAACAACUUCAGAAUCUUCAGCACCACUAACAACACCUAUUGGCGACACCGAUGGAGGCCCCAUCACAACUACAAUUAUCCAGCGUGUUCAAGAAAAUUUCGCUCCCUCUUACUUUGCCAUCUACAAUGAUUCUCGCUUCCAUGCACACCAUGCAGCCAGACGUAACUCGGAAAACAAAGUCGAGUCCCAUUUCCGCCUUGAAAUCGUUUCAAACGCUUUCAAGGGCAAACCUCAACCAGCCCGCCACAGACAAGUUUAUAACCUUUUUAAAGAGGAAAUGGCCAUGCCUAACGGUGUUCAUUCAAUGUCUUUAAAAACAAAAACAGAGGAUGAGUGGGCCAAACUUCAACAAAAUGAGAAAAACUAA